Molecule: messenger RNA, 417 nt
Organism: Cetraspora pellucida
Lineage: Eukaryota; Fungi; Glomeromycota; Glomeromycetes; Diversisporales; Gigasporaceae
Source: the annotation of a GenBank genome assembly
AGGAAUUUAAAAAAAUUUAUAUACUUCACCCAAUGCAAUCUGUAAUUAAUAACGAAAUUAAACAAAAAGAUCGAUUAGACAAACAAGAUAAUCAAGUGUUUUUAAUUAAAUUAGCUCAAACUAAAUACUAUCAACAAAAUUGUUUUAGUAAUAGAGUUGAUUCAAAUAUUGCACUUAGUAGAUUUCUUAAAAUCAAAGCAAUGUCAUAUACUGAAAGCAAUAUUUGUUUUUUAGAGAUGAUCGAUGCUAGUACUAAAGAAGAUAUUUUAGUAAAUGGUAUACUAAAACAUGGACUUGUUUCGAAAAUUUAUAGUUUAACUGAUCAAAUCAGCAAUUCAGCAAUUUCUUUUACAACUGUUUUAUAUAUUUUAAAGUUUAUUACUAAUUUUGCUAAUCAACAUGGCCUUCCAUCACCAG